AUGCAAAUAAUUAGUUUGUUUGCACAAAAAGUGGUGAUCACAAUUCAAUUCAUUGUAAUAACACAAGCAAUUGAUUACUCUAAUUGUACAGUUGGUAAGAACCCUAAAAUAGCUUCUUCCAACGUAUACAAGGACAUUUUGACCAAGUCAUUUUACACACCAUAUACUAGUUGUUUAGACGAUAUACCCGAUAGACUUGAGGCAAUUAGGAAAGGUGUUGACAUAUGUACUGAAAAUGAACUAAUCAACCAAUUUCUAGAAGACAAAUCGCAAUUCAGCCCCCGGGCCGAAGCAAUCCUCGAGGCUUCUCUGGAUAUAUAUAGAGAGAUGGCAUUGAAUGGCAGUCUCAGUUGGAAAUUCAAACGGUGGAUUAAAUCCAUUCCAAAUACAGAUAUUGAUAAACAAGUGAAACAAUUGUCCGAGUCUAUACAACUUAAAAUUCACAAUAUCUUCAGAAGGCAUAUUAAACGUGAAAAGAUGAAAAUAUUGGAUGAGAUUUUCAAUAAUGGAUUGCUAAGUGUAGUUUCAAUUGACACAAGGAAUAUACUUGCUACUUUUCAAAAAAAUAUUGAAAACAUGAUACCAAAAUUUAAACAACCUUUAAAUUCUUUGAAUUGGGAUAUUAAGGACGACUUGGAAGAAUUGGAUCAUUUGCUAAAACGAGUUAGUAAAGGGGGCCAAUCAAUUGUAGCAAACCAUUCAAACUCGGAAAAGGAACAUGCCAAGGUCUUGAAGUUGAUUAGGGCCCAACAAAGUCAAAUAGAAAUACUGGAAAAACAAUUACAAAGAAGAGAACAAUCAGGAUCCCUUUCCUGUGGUCUAUCUUAUCGCAAACCGGAUAGCAACUUGAAUAUCACAGCCACAAUGGCUAGAGGAAGAGGCACAUUGAAUGUAUCAUGUGUACCAGAUGAAUCAGCAGCGUUACUAGGACCUCAUGGAUUUGUAAAUGGAGUGGGCCCUGGCAAUCUUGGGAUCAGCUUCACCAUAAAUAUAUGA
Messenger RNA from Babesia microti strain RI, 996 nucleotides. RefSeq names its product peripheral plastid protein 1, putative (PPP1). Lineage: Eukaryota; Apicomplexa; Aconoidasida; Piroplasmida; Babesiidae. The transcript has 2 exons. The record is from RefSeq and is a predicted model, not a curated record. Bases 1 to 996 code for a protein of 331 amino acids.